Messenger RNA from Ramularia collo-cygni, 444 nucleotides. RefSeq lists its product as uncharacterized. NCBI's taxonomy places the organism in Eukaryota, Fungi, Ascomycota, Dothideomycetes, Mycosphaerellales, Mycosphaerellaceae. The transcript has 3 exons. The coding region runs from base 1 to 444 and encodes 147 amino acids. Gene Ontology annotation, molecular function: protein binding. The record is from RefSeq and is a predicted model, not a curated record.
AUGAGGGAAAAUUACGCGAGCACAUGGUCCGUUGCAAUGUCGGACAACCAUCAGCGUGUCUUCGACACUGUCGCAGGACAAUUCGGGUGCCAAGAGUGCAGUGACCUCGUUCUCAAGUGCGAUGGUAGUGUGUGGAACAUACACAAGGCUGUCGUGUGCUCGCAGAGCGCUUUCUUCCGGAAGGCGUGCACUGGUCGGUUCAAGGAGGGACAGGAAUCAGUCAUCACUCUGCCAGAGGAUAACAGCUGCGUCGUCCACGAGAUGAUUCGAUACUUUUACACCGCCGAAUACAACGACAGCCACCACUUCGCGCCAGGCGAUGCGUGCGCAGAGAAUGAUGCCAUCAGGAAAUGCUGCUUUACACCCACUUUGUUUCAAUGUCCACAUGCACACCAUCGCGGACAAGUUCGACAUCCCACAAUUGGCGUGCCUCGCAAAUCGUAA